Messenger RNA from Hypoxylon fragiforme, 3958 nucleotides. RefSeq lists its product as uncharacterized. NCBI's taxonomy places the organism in Eukaryota, Fungi, Ascomycota, Sordariomycetes, Xylariales, Hypoxylaceae. The transcript is spliced from 2 exons. The record is from RefSeq and is a predicted model, not a curated record. The coding region runs from base 111 to 3626 and encodes 1171 amino acids.
UUUGUUAACCACUCACUAAUAUUUGGGUUGAAGGAUCCGGCAUAGAAAUAUCAAUGAUCGUAUAGUAUUCUCAUCGUGCCGGCCUUUCGGCUUUGCCCUCUCCCGACAUUAUGGGAAACUCCGUUUCCGCAGAGUCUUCGAAGGGCCAGCGAACAACACAGAAGCUAUCCAAACCCAAGACGAGCAACCCUACGGCAGCUGGCCUGUUAAGCCCUAGUGCCGCGUUGAAUUCGGCCAGGCGGCCCUCCGUUUCUCACACUUCAUCCUCUGUGACGUCGCCAAUACUUCCGACGACAGACGCCGCGGCUCCUGCGUCCGCCUCAAGCUGCAAGAGAGAAUUUGAACCUGUCAGGCGCUUAUCGAGGAGGCUCUUUCGUUCCAAUACCUCAAAACGGUCACUCAAUUCCCACCAUAGAAGCAGUAGCGUCGAUACAUCGGCCCCCCAAGAAUCGCAAUGGUCAACCAGAGAAAAUUCGUUGAGAAAUGGGCCCGAUGAAGCUUACCAUUACGGUCAAGUUCCCAUGCACGGGAAUUUGUCGUCAAACGGUUCGCGAACAUCAUUUAAUUAUGAUUCUAGCUCGUACGAAGCUAAGCGACUAUUGAAUCUCGUCGAAGAGCCGUCUCAUGAAAACGGUUCAGUAGUCUCUGAGAAUCAAAAGCAUAUUGCUGAAGCGAUGCGAGGCGAUUUUAGGGGCCGACGACCAUCAUUUCCCGAAUCAACAGCCUCGAUACCUCGAACUAAUUCGGAUGUAUCACUUUAUACUCCAAUGCGAAGAAGAUCUCUGAUGACUCCUGGAAUCGCUACCCGUGAUGUACAGGUCGACACAACCGCUUCGAAACCGCAGACAAGAUACAGCCUUCCUUCGACUCCUGCCCGCCGAGAAUCUAUGGAUUCAAUGGGAGCUAGUGCAGCUGGUCUUACGUUGACCAACAUAGAUCCUGUCCCCCGUGCCCUCACUCCAUGCGAAGCGGAAUAUAUGCAAACAGGCGCUUUCAAGCUUGGCACUCUUCGCAUCACAAAUGGAAGCCCCGCCCGGAGCCCUAUGCGUGAUUCUAAGCUUGAUAUCAAAGGCAAAGAGGUUAAAGAAUUGCCAAUAGAAAAGCCGGCAGAGUUCAAUUUUGGAACGACCAUAAUCGAGUCCUGGAGCACCACACCGAACAAGGAUGUAGUACAAAAUAUUGAGAAUGGCCAAAACUCAGCUGAAAGCUUUUAUCCGGAUGCAACAUACUUGAGACGCUUUACCCAGUCUCCAACAUCCUUCCCUUUCAUGCCUGAGCAUCAACCUAGCCCGGAAAUUCUCAAUGAUACGAUAGUGUCAGAACCGCAGUUCGAAGUGACCAGUAAACAUACGGCUGCAGAAGACAGACUCUUUGACAUUGACGACGAGGCGAAUGAAUUUCCGCCAAUCGAAAUUCUGGAUGUGCGAAUCGACACGAAUGCAAAAUCUCAGAUCCCACGCCUCAAUAUUACUUCAGAGGGGGGAAAUUCGAAGGAAAUUAAUAGGUCAGAUAGCGGUAUUGCAAGUCCCGCAUCUGAAUGUUCACAUGCAACCCUAUCGAAGGCAGACUCGGGCUACAGCUCCAGCGUCUCCCUCCGUUCGUUGUCCUUGAGGCCUCCGGUUCCCGAGAAAGACCGAAUUUUAACUAGGGAGGUUGAGAUCGAGGAAAAUCCUAGUAUGACGCAAAACGAGUGUGUUAACGAGAGUCAACUUACCAGUCAGACCAUUAAGUCCCCUAUUACUGCUAAGCCAGCCAAUAGGAUGUCACCUCCACCUGUCCCUACAAAAGACGUUCGUCGUGUGGCUCCCACCAGCCCAAUGACACCAGGUGAUCCGAUUCCUUCAUUUCGGCAAGUUCCUAAACUGUCAGAGUCUUCGAAUCGCGAUCAUAUGGCAAAUAGGCAUUCAUCUACGACCAGUUCGCGAAACCAGGCCAUCAGCUUCAUCAAAUCUCAUCAGACAUCUUUACGUAAUCCGAACGUGUCUAAUUCCACCCUAACCAUCACCAGCGGCUUUCGUAAGCCCGGUAGACUUCAGAGGUUUUUAAGUGGAGGUCGGACGCCGCUGUCUGUCCAUGAUACACAUCCCACGGAGCACAUAACUGUGCCUGCUGUCUCGGGAGAUAUGCACGCAAAACUUCAGGCACGCGCGAGAUUGUCACAUAGUUCAUUCAGGAGACUAGCAUUGAAGUCUGCGGCUAGUAGGGAGACGCUUGGAACCAUACUGAGUGUAGGAAGCGCCGAAUUGCUUCAAGAUGAAGACUUGUCUCCGAAGAGCUCAGGUGGCCAAAUUAGGGUUAUAGAAAGGAAGCAGGUUUCUCCGCUUUCACCUAUUAAAUCAACCCAUGCUCGCGCUGCCUAUCUCGCUGGCCUCAAGAAACCGAUUCCUCGUAAGCCUGUACCUACUCGAUAUAGAAGUUCUAGCGGAGGAGAGAACUCUACUACACAAUCAAGGUUAGAUGCGGGAAGUUCUGGAGGGAAUGUAAAGAUGGUUCAAUCUACAUUCCGCCAUAGCACAAACGGAACGACCAAUGGAGAUACCCGCCUUGCCGCGGAACACCAGCCAGUAAGGCAUUCCAUGCCUGCCACUCGUCAAACCAGGUCAAAUACUACGUCAAGUCGCGAGAGGGGGGGCUUGGAAAUGACAUAUCCUGCUGCUGGACAUAGCUAUGAUUUUGCUAAACGUAGAUCCCACUCUACGACUUCCCUCGAACUUGCACAACCUGCUUCGAAUCUGAGGUUCUCAAAAAGCCCUCCCCCAGUGAGCAUGAGGACUCGGAACCUUGGCUCUCUACGAGUCCCUUCACCUGCGAGGUCUCGAUCGACCCCGCCAGAAAGCAUAGGGCAGUCGGGGCAGUCGGGGCAGUCAGGACAGCCACCAUACUCCCGUCAAGGAAGCAGGGAUGGCAACUCAAGAAGCGAUAAUAUUCCUAGUCACACUGCAGGCCAUAUUAUAAUGUCUAAGAGAGCUAGCCGGGAGAGCUUCCACGGCCAGCCUCAUAUGCAAAACCAUCGCUAUACUAAUAUGCAUGCUAUGCCUGGGGGUGCUGGGGGUGGAAGCUUUCAAGCAGAAUUCGUAGAUCCCCGAGCACGGAACUGGAAUGUUCAGGUAGGCCGUGGUCCUUCUCCAUCUCCACGACCGUCUCCACGACCGUCUCCACGACCGUCUCCACGGCCAUCCCCACGGCCAUCUCCACAACCAUCGGCAGAUCUCAGCCGUCGGAGUUCAUUCGCAAGUCAAUCUAGCCAACAGAGCUCAGCAACUACCGGACCAAAUUUCUUUCAACAUCGUCAUCACUCACAGCCAAACCUUCCAUCACUGCACCGCCAAUCUAGUUAUGAUGAGUACAAUCUCAUACCGCAGAAUAGUAGCAUUCGGGAUAAUGGUCCCUAUCCAUCAUUGUCUCGCAAUGGGCAGGCAGUCGUCACCGAUCCUUGGAGCGGCCGAUCGAUGUCGAUGCCAAAGCAGAUGGAUGAGCGAUGGGACCAGCCCGUCCGAUAUCCUGCACAGCCUCCUCGACGUCAUUCGCGACAUAGGAGUUUGGAUCAACACGGUAAUCCCAUGCCCUAUCGGGUUCUUCAUUCUUACAACUCACCCGCCUACCGAAACGUCCCAAUAUGGAGAUAACCUACACGACACAUUUUCUCAACCCGUAUUCUAGAGACACUUAUUAUUCUGCAUGGGAAUGCAUUCCCAACUUUUCCUUAUGUCUUUACUCAUCACACUGCAUUCUUGGCGUUUUGAUUUAUGGCCGCAUAUACCAGGUCAUCCCACGAUACUCGGCCACUCGUCUUGUUAUCAUUAUUCUCAAGCAUUCUGAGAUUUCCUUUACGAUACAGAAGGGGUUAGAUUAGGAAAGAGGAGUAGGAAGACAAUUUGAGGGGAUUUUUUACGAGACAGAAGAAGUGGUGGUGUUUUCGAUUCUGGAUGAUAACGGGCAACACUUUUAUGACAUCAGG